Apis mellifera (honey bee) is the source of this 3617-nucleotide messenger RNA. It is a transcript of the gene Nrx-1, whose product is annotated as neurexin 1. The record is from RefSeq and is marked provisional. Gene Ontology annotation, molecular function: calcium ion binding. Lineage: Eukaryota; Metazoa; Arthropoda; Insecta; Hymenoptera; Apidae.
AUGCAUCCCUCUGUCGGAAACGUGGGCACGUUGCUGCCGUUGCUGGUCGUGCUGUUGAGCCAGGUCGCCAUGUCGUUCGUGCUCGAGGGCUCGGCCACGAGUUACGCCCAGUUCAGGAAAUGGAACGCGGGGUUGAACGGCACGUUGGAGUUCGAGUUCAAGACCGAGCAGGGGAACGGCCUUCUUCUGUACACGGACGACGGGGGCACGUACGACUUCUUCGAGGCGAAGCUCGUCGAGAGCGCGCUCAGGUUGAGGUACAACCUGGGCGGCGGUGCCCAGAUCGUCACGGUCGGCCACGAUCUCGGGGACGGCCACUGGCACAAGGUGCAGAUCACCAGAUGCGCGGAGAACACCACGUUGACCGUGGACGGUGUGAGCGCGGUCUCCACGUCCCGUGGAAAGGAGUUCGAGUUCGGCAAGCUGGCCGGCAAUUCCGACGUCUACGUGGGCGGUAUGCCCAGCUGGUACAACAGCAAGCUCACGUUGCUCGCGUUGCCGAGCGUCAUCUUCGAGCCGAGGUUCAACGGGUUGAUCAGGAAUCUGGUGUACGCCGAUGGCGAGAACACGGUGCCGAGGAGGCAGGAGAUGAAGAGCCGGGACGCCAAGUGCGGUGGAUUUCCAUGCGUGGAGAACAUGAAGCGCAAAUCGGCGAGGAGUUUACGCAACAUGAUGACAGCCAAUACGACGGACGCCUGUGAAACGCGUGAUCCCUGUCAACACGGAGGAAUCUGCAUAUCCACCGACAGUGGACCCAUCUGCGAGUGUCGGUCAGGCGAUUAUGAGGGUGCCUAUUGUGAGAAAGAAGCAUGGAGCACGGUGCUGCCUACGGCGGGUGCUGGUGAUUACUGGGCGUGGGAUUACAAUAAAGCGCCUUCCGAAGCUUCUUUCAAAGGAACGGAGUAUCUCACGAUAGAUUUGAGCAAAGGAGAUCCAAUUUUGAGCACACAGGAAACCGUUAAUUUGCAAUUUAAAACAAAACAACCGAAUGGCCUUUUAUUUUAUUCCGGGGAAGGAGAUGAUUAUCUGACCAUAUCUCUAAGAGACGGAGGGGUGGCUGUAGGCAUGACUUUGGCCAAAGGGAGAUUAGAUCUGCACAUAAAGCCUGUUCGGGUCCGGUUCGACGAUAAUCAAUGGCACAGGAUCAUCGUUCACAGGAAAGUUCAAGAGAUAUCCUCCAUCACCAGCUUUUGCAGGCUGUCCGCCAUCGUCGAUGGGAUUUACGCGGAACACGGCCACACUGCGGGCUCGUUCACACAUUUGGCGAGCGAUCGACUGCUGGUGGGCGGAGGCGCCGACGCGAGAUCCCUCCAGGGCGCCAAGGGGAUCAACAACUUCAACGGAUGCCUGAGGAAGGUCGAAUUCGUCGCGGAGGGGGUGAAAAUGGAGUUGAUCGAGGCGGCCAGGAGUGGAGCCGCCGGUGCUGCCGCCUGGGGCAAAAUGGAUUUCCACUGUCGGGAGCCGAGAUCCUCGGACCCAAUCACCUUCACCACGAGGGACUCUCAUCUCGUGCUGCCACCUUGGAGGGCGGCCAAAUCCGGUAGUAUAUCCUUCAAAAUCCGUACCAACGAACCUAACGGAUUGAUCAUGUACAGUCGUAGCGGAGCUCAUACGAGCAAGAUCUCUUCGCAUUCGAAAUCUUUGGAGGUCAUUAUAUCUACAUAUCGAUCUCGGAAGCGGACCUGUAAAGUAAAGUCAUCGAAGCAACGAAUCGACAAUGGAAUCUGGCACGAUGUGGCACUUCGUCGUGUUGAACGAGACGGACGUGUCACCGUAGACGAUUCAAUAGUUGAAUUUCGUACACCAGGUGAUUCGACGCAACUAGAUCUAGAUGGAUUACUGUAUAUCGGUGGUGUGGGUGCUCCAUUUGCACCCCUUACAGUUCCUCCGGUACUGUGGACAGGUGCCUUGAGACAAGGUUACGUUGGUUGCAUAAGGGAUCUUGUCAUAAACGGGCAACAAAUCGAUAUCGCUGGAUAUGCUCAACAACAGGACUCUGGUGCUGUCAAACCAGCUUGUCAUUUUCAACAAUCCCACUGUCCCUCACAACCCUGCAUGCACGGUAGCCACUGUAUCGAGGGAUGGAACAGAUUUCACUGUGACUGCACCGGAACACAGUACACUGGUCCUACUUGUGGGAAAGAUGCAUCAACGUUGCAUCUGAAUGGAACACAGCAAAUGACAGCAUUGAUGCCAGAGGAUUCGAAAACGCAGACUGAAGAAAUAGUAGUUCGUUUCAAAACUACGAGGCCACGUGGUCUUCUUUUAGCCACGAGUUUAGAAAACAGUUCGGAUCGAUUGCAACUCUACCUCGAAGAGGGCAAAGCGAAGAUGCUGAUCCAUAUCGGGGACAAAGAAAAGACAUUAGUUGCUGGACAAGGUUUAAAUGACGAUAUGUGGCACACACUGAGGUUCUCCAGAAGAGCAAGCUCUUUGAAAUUCCAGAUCGAUGAUGAAGCUGCUGUACGGGCCGAAACGCAGCUUGGCAAACAGAGCAUUUUGGAAUUUCGGACGCUCCACGUCGGUGGCUACUUGCACGCAGGGGAGGAAAUCCCGCAUUUCGUCGGCCAGCUCCAGCAAAUCUGGUUCAACGGUUACCCGUACCUGGAAAUAGCGCGUAGCUCCGGAAAUCAUCAGGCAUCUCAUCAAGGUGUAACGCCGAUUAUUAGAGUCACAGGGAAAUUCGGGAAGCGGAACCAUCCAGUGCAUCAUCCUGUGACUUUCACAUCAAAGCACACAUUCGUCGGUUUACCUGUGUUGAAAGCGUACGUGGAAACGAACAUCUAUUUCCAGUUCAAAACUCGCGAGGCAAAUGGUUUAAUUCUGUACAACGCCGGUCGUGAACGUGAUUUCAUCGCGGUCGAGUUAGUAAAUGGGCAUAUUCACUAUGUGUUCGACCUCGGUGAUGGCCCGGUCAGGAUCAGAGACACUUCGAGAUCCAAGCUGAAUGAUGGAAAGUGGCACGCGGUCAGCAUCGGAAGGCCAGCUCCAAAAAGACAUACUCUUGCAGUUGACGACCACGUCACCGCUGUGAAUAGCCAGGGUAGCACGAGAAUCGACCUGGAUGAAUUUUGUAUCGGUGGUGUGGAGAAAUCACAGUAUGGUCAGCUACCGAAACAAAUACUCAGCAAACAUGGUUUCGAGGGAUGUCUCGCAUCGUUGGAUCUUAGUGGCGAGAGUACCAAUCUGAUUUCCGACGCGGUAGUCCCUAGCUCUUUAGUAGAAUCCGGUUGCGAUAUGUACGCCAAUCUGCAUCCUGGCAAAAAGUGUACACACGAUGUAUGCUCGAAUCAUGGCACGUGCGUCCAACAAUGGAACAGUUAUACAUGCGAUUGUGACAUGACCAGCUUCACAGGGCCGACGUGUAACGAAGAAGCGGCGGCUUAUGAAUUCGGACCAGGAAAAGGAAUCAUUACGUACACCUUUCCGCCGAAUCAAAGACCGGAAAUGAAGAAAGACACUGUGGCUUUGGGCUUUGUAACAAGCGUAAACGAUGCUGUACUCGUCAGAAUAGAAUCUGCUUCGAGCGACGACUAUCUUGAGAUUGAAAUUUUGGAGGGAAAUGUGUUCGCCUUUUACAAUAUGGGCACAAACGAUCAUCCAAUUGGUAAGGGUGU